UCUUUUCCAUAAUUUUAUUUCAAUAAAUGUCACCGGCUGGAUGAGUCAGUUAUUAUCAUUAGGGAAGAUAAAAUAAGUAUUAUCAUUAUGUUCAGGGAAAACUGAACACUGCUGUUGAGGCGAAAAUUCAGACAAUGACUUACAACAAUGAUUAGCAGGAUACGAUCAGCUAGUUUGAAAUCCAAACUGGAGAAUUCAACAUUGUCUAAACCAAGACCAUCAAAAGAGGACAUUAUAAGUACCAUUGAUGGAUUUAGUGGCAAUGUUGAGAAUGGAGAACCAGCUCCUGAGAUGACAGAAGACAAUAACAACUUGACAAGACACAGCAGUAAAGACAGCGUCAACUCUGACUCAUGGGAAAUACCUGAUAUUAAACCAAUUGGUGCUAGUUAUACAAAUGCAUACAGCACAGAAUGGGAGAAGUUAUAUACAAAGCCAAAUUACAGGAGGUUGUUAAAACAUUAUGCAAUGAAUGGGUAUUUAAGAAGCAGCAGAUUUCGCAGUGUAAGCUGGAAGGUUUUUCUAGAAGUUUUGCCUGAUGAUGUUAACUUAUGGGUAUCUAAGACUAGGGAAUGGAGAAAUAAGUUUGAUGAUCUCAAAAACAGUUUAAUAGUAAAUCCUAGGAAGGCUGUGGACCAUAUAGAUCUAUGUGUCAACAAUCCACUCUCACAGGCAGAUGAGAGUCCAUGGAAUAGAUUUUUCCAGGAUAAUGAACUGAGGCUCACUAUUAAACAGGAUGUUAUCAGAACUUUUCCUGAAGUCCAGUUUUUUCAGUCUGAAGAAAUACAAGAAAGAAUGAUAGACCUUCUUUUUAUCAUCUGUAAAACUAGGUCAACUAUUUCUUAUAAACAGGGAAUGCAUGAACUACUUGCUCCUCUCGUGUUUGUUCUACACUGUGACCACCAAGCUUUCUUACAUGCUUCAGAAGUAGAAUCUUUGGGAAAUGAAGAACUACCAGUGUUCUGGGAAAUUAUAAAGGAAGUAAUGAACCCAUCCUAUCUGGAACAUGAUGCAUAUGCUAUGUUGUCACAAAUAAUGGAAACUGUUGAACCUUGGUAUGUGUCUAAAGAUCCACCUCAUUUUAGGGGAAAGGAAAGAAUGACCACUACACCAUUUGCCAGACCCCAGGAUUUAAACCCAUCUAAUGCAAUAGUCAGUAAAUUAACCAGGAUACAGGACUACAUCCUGAAGAAGUUUGAUAUAGAAUUACACAUGCAUCUAGACAGACUAGAAAUACCUCCACAGAUAUAUGGCAUUCGCUGGAUAAGAUUAUUAUUUGGAAGAGAGUUCCCAAUGCAGGACUUGUUAGUAUUAUGGGAUGCCUUGUUUGCUGAUGGUAUUGGUUUUGAUCUGGUAGACUUCAUCUUUGUUGCCAUGUUACUGUACAUAAGAGAUUUGUUGCUUGCAAGUGAUUACCCACAAUGCCUAAAUUGUUUAAUGAGAUAUCCUCCUGUUGGUGAUGUUCAUUACUUGAUAGAAAAGGCUAGAUACCUGAGAGACCCUAAUAGUCAUCCAAGACCACCAAACUAUACAUACCAAAAUGUGAAUAUAGUCAAGACUGCAUCUGUUCGGAACAAACCUAUACCUGCUUCUAAUUCUUCCAUUGUCACCACUAAUACCACUAACAAACCUUCCAUGACAACCAGCUGGUCAAGUUUCAGUAGGAGAAUGUCUGGUUCCCGACCAAAGACAUUAAUUGUAUCGUCUGACAAGCAGAAAAUGUACAAGUCCACUAGUGUUCCAAUGAACCUUCAGACUGACAUAUCUCCAGGAACUCCACAGUACCCAAAACAGAAGAGAGGAUCUUCAGCAAGUUUGUCACAGAUGGAAGAUGGUUAUUUCAAAUCUGGAAAUUCAACACCUUCUACAACCAGGAUAGAAACUUCUGGUAAUGCAGCAGCUGCUAUGGCAAGAAUGGAACCUUCUGUUCGGCAAACAUCUGGGCUCAGUCCAAAUUCUGAUGAUGGGGCUGGCAGCAUGUCAAAAUUUGCAACCUUGCCUAGUCCAAAAGGAAAAGGAAAGAAAGUCAAUAAGGAAAAAGAAUAUGAAUUUCAGAUUGGUAUUUUACAAAACCAGAUGUCAGAAAAAGAAUCCAUGUGUGAUUAUGCAUCACAAAAAUUAGAUAUACAUAUAGAUCGUCUGCAGUCAGAACUAUUACAACAAAACUUACAAAAUGAGGAUGAAAUUCUUAUUGCAAUAGCUGGAAUUAAACAGGUGAGAGAUUUACUUAAAGGAACUCUCAAGUUUUCACAGAAUCUUGUUGAUGAUGAUACAGUUUUAAAAACUUCACAGAUUUCUUCACAAGAUUCAUCAUCACCAGAAACUGAUUCUUCAGUUGAUCAACCCAUUAACCAAAAGGAAAUUGAAGAAAAAAGACCUGAAGUUAAAAAAGGUGGCAAAAUGUUUUACAUGAGUAGUGAAGAAAAUUCAGAAGUGGCAGAUUCGCCCACAAAUGACUUUGUAGCAAAUUCUAGAAUACCAGAAACAAAUUAUGAACUGAAUGACUACACAGAGACACACAAGUAUAGAGCUGAACCAAAAAUGAGCAAAGCUCUUCAAUAUGAAGGAAAAAAAGGCAAGAAAAAUAACACUAACAGAGGGGAAAACAUUGAAAAUAUAACACAUCCUAUUGUACAGUCAAGUAAAACAGAAAAAGAUAGUCUCAAUCCUUUUGACUGCUCAGAUUCAGAGGAAGAUGAAAAUUUUUCUCACCCACUUGUAAAUACAAAUGAACAAAAUAUGAACCCUUUUUAUUCUGAUUCAGGAGAUAGUGCUUAGAAUAAUGCAGUCAAAGUUUCUUAACUAAGUCAAAAUGUUCUUUAUCUGCAACUGUAUGUACUGUUUUAAUACUAAAUGUUUAUAACUUAUAUUAGGAUUGUCCAGAACAUGCAAGAAAUAAUUGACAGUUGACGUUAAAAGUAACCAACAAUCAAUCAUAUAAUCAGGAAAUUUCUGAAAUUUUUUAAAUAAAAAACAAUUAUAGUAACCCUUAUGUCAUCAGCCAUUUGCUUACUUCCCCAUUAUAGCAGUGUAUUUCAUUUUAUGCCAGGAGUGUAUUAUUUUUUUUACAUUUGAUGUAUUAGAUCAAAAAGAAAAACAAACCUUAAAAUACUGACAUGGUGUAAACCUACAAAAUGACAAACAUGUUAGAUUAUGAUAAAAAAAAAGAUUCUUAAACAUCCCACCAAAACUUGAAAUGGACAUAUUGUUUCAUUAUUAGGUUGCACUGAAAACAUGUAUUCAACUAUUUGGUUUAUUUUUAACAGUAUUACUGACAUGUACUAUACAUUAUACAAGCAAAAUACAUAAUGAGUUGUCUCCCAUGUGAAGUUUCACCACAAUAUCAGUGUCAGAAGGGAAAAUAAACAGUCAUUUAUACACUUCUAAUGCUCAAAUUCCAGGCAAAAGGUAAAUUGAAUUUAAAUUUUUGUUAUAAAAAUUGUUUUAUACAUUUUAAAAGAAGAUAAUUUUGAAAAAUACUAGUUUUGCCCUUUCAAAGUGAAUUUGUUGAAACAGUCCUUUACCUAACCUCCUUACAAAAAUCCAGUGUUAAUACUAGUCACAGAUUUAGGGGAUUUUGAUUUUUUGAAGCAGAUUGUUAGUCCUUUUACAAGCACAAGUACAAAUGUUAUAUUUUCAAAUUUCUCAAUAAGAAUUCAAGAAAAUGACAACUUCUCAAAGAUAUGAUUGAGUUGUGAAUUUACACUAGGGUUGAUAGAUUUUUACUUUCUAAACAUCCAGUAAAAUUCCACUUGGAUAUUAACAUUUCAACAUAAAGAGUUUGUCAGUAAAGCAGAUACAUUUUCUUGUAACAAGGAAUUGUUCUUUUUCUGCAGAAACAUUAAUUGUCAAAUUGAUAUAAAAUCAGCCAAAUAGAAAAUAAAACAUUUGUCUAGUAGUAUGCAUGUGAAUAGAUUUAUUUAUUGAAAGGUGCAAGAAUAUGAAGGUUUUGGGUGCUCAAAAUUCUAGCUUCAUAUUCAUACCCAAUCUUAGAGCAAUUAAUCUCCCCAAUCCAUUGCAUUGCAUUGUAAAGCAAUUUAAUUUUUAAAAUAAUUAGAAUAGGGUUUUUUUUUAUUAUGUAAAGAUGGUUUAUUUUGAGAAUUUAUAUUGUAAAAAGUUCUCUGUUGAAGUUUGUUUCUGAUAAUUUCUUAAGGAAUGCAUGAUAAAUUCAUGGUAAUAAGAGUUGAAGCAAAUUGUAAUAAUACACUCAUGUAUUUGUAUGCUCUUUACUUGAAUACUGCUUUGUAGUUGAUUAAUCCUAGAAUUUCUUGUCAGCUAAGGCUAUUCACUAUGUGCCAUCAGUAUAUAGUAUACAUGUAUAUAUAUUGUGUGUUUUAUGGGUAAAAAUCUUGUUUUAUUCUGUUACUUGUAGAUAAUGGUUUACCAAAUAAUAAUGUAUUGAUUUGUUAGAUAUUUUAUUUAAUAGUCUAUUUCCUGAAUAUUAUUUAUUUAGAAUCUUAUGUGUAUAGUCGUGUGAAUUUUGUGAAUUAAUAACUUAGUGAUAUUGUUCCCAUGUCCAUCAGAUAAUUGCUCAUUAAUAGUAUAUGGCAGAAAGGUCAUUACUAGUAAAAUCUUUUAGUUCAUUAAUUCAGCUUUUAUUGUUUGUACAUUGAUCUAUUUCAUUUCCCUAAUUUUAGUUUUGAAAAACCUUUUAUGAUUUUUGUACUCUCUCCAAAUGUUUUUAUCAUACAUGUAGAUUUAUCCUUGUAUGUCUACUGAUCUGUUCUAACUCUGUGUUGCAGUAUGUUACACCAGAAACCUACUAUGUGUUGUGAUCAGGGUUCUCACAAAAGAUUAUUGAAGACCAGUCCAGGGACUUAACAUUUUUGGCCAUGGCGAGUCCAACAGUGAGAAAAUGAAAUUUUAUUGAUGUACAAUUUAUUUAUUUCAUUCUCAAUGACAAAAGAGAGCAAAGAAAUGACAUCACAUUUAGAUUAUUUUAAAACUUUUGAUGACAAUAUAUGUGCAACAAUUUACAAUCUGAAUGCAUCUUUGGCUCACCAGUUUUGAAAAUGAUGAGUCUAGGCAGAUUUUCAUGAGUCCAGGACUCAUGGAAUCGCGCUAGUGAGAACCCAUGUGAUGAUGCUAAGGAGCAACUUGUUAUCAAUGAUAUUCUACAACUAAUCAAGCAGUCAAAAACCUAUAACAGUAGAUCAUUUAUAUUUCAUUACUGCGAUUCUUUUACAUUGUACAUCAUUUAGUCUACUGUAAGUCCAUGACAUACAUUUUAUGCUUGAGUGACUUUGGGUUAAAUUUCACAAAACCUUUUAAAGUGUUGAAAAAUCUUCUUCUGAAGGAAGUUUAAAUUAAUUCUGAAAUAUUUUGGUCACUGUAUUCAGAAUUUCUGUGUUGAGCUUCUUUUGUUUCAUAUUUAAGAUGUUCAAGGUGUUUUUUCAAUGGUAUUUUACUAUUUUAAUAUCCUGGUACAUUGUAAAAUAAUGCCAUCAUGAAUUACAUGAAUUGCUAAAGAGACUAUUGUUGGGUUAUAGAUGAUAACUUUUCACAUAUGUAUUUUGGUGAAUAAUAUUAUGGCAUACAGAGACAUCUGGUUUUAAAAUAAUUUUUCAAGCAACAAUUGUGAAAACAUUCAGUCAUUUAUAAAGUAUUAGGUCAGUAUUGUACUGUACUUUUUUUCUUUUCUUGUUUAAGAACGAAUAUUUAUUUUUUAAGGCUCCUAAUGUAUUUUACGAUAUUUAAGUGUCCUUGUGCAAAAUCCUUCUUCCAUUUCAAGAUGCUGUUAGCGAAGAUGGAUGUUUAGCAAUAUUUCAUUGGCCUUGGACUUGCACAUAUUUUAGCAUGAAUCAAAGAACAUAACUUAUAAGCUAUAAAUUUCAUAAUAUACUACCUCUAACAUUUAAAAAAAAAAUUGUAUUUUUUAUUCACCUUCAAGAAUAAGUUUGUUGUUUAAAAUAUGUCGAUCUUUCUGCUUUUCACAUUGUUUAUUUUGCUUUUUGAUAUCUUGUUAAUCUAUUACUGUUUAUCAGUGAAACAAUGUAGUCCUCUUUAUAAAUAUAUCUCAAUUUUACAACAUUUUGAGUCACAUUGGCAUGUCAAGCCUGAAUGAUUUUUUGAAUAUUUGUAUUUUAGAUUCAUUUCUCACCAGCCCAUUAUAUCAUUUUACAUUGUUUAAACAAUAUCAUAAAUGACAUCACAAGUAACAUUUCUGCACUAAAGUGUCCAGAUUACAUCAUCCUAUUCAUUUACCAAUAAAUUUAACAUAAUUUUAAAAGGUUUGAAGAAUUUUACUCAUUUUGCACUUUUCCUAAAGUUUUGUGUUGUUCAUUUCUAUCAAACAUUACCACAAUCCUUUUUCAUAUAAAAUUUCUUAGUUAAUAUUUGGGUCACUACGAUCUACAUUUCAUGAUUGAGCAACAUAAGUUGCCAAUUUAGAUGCAUACCUCGAAAAAGUCUUAUUAGUCUUCAUUAGAAUUUUGUGAAGAUUUUUAAUUGAUUAGUCAUUACAACAAUCCUCCUAUGUAUUGGGAAUCAAUUAUUCAAAGCUUAGCCUAUAUUUUUAUCAUUUAUAAUAAUAUUUCAAAAAAACUGUAUUUUUGCUAUACUGUUAAGCAUAGCACUUGAUUCCUUGAUUGAUUUUUUUCACAGCAGGGCAUUCAAAUCUUAAAAACACAUCAACUUGGGGUUGUUUUUUUUUUCAUUUAUUCAAUGUUGGAUAUGGAAUGAUUUUAAUAGUUAUUUUUUAAUUUAAAUUUAAGUCUUUCAAAAUUAUCAUAAGCAUGUUGUAAAACUUUAAAAAAAAACAUGCAUAUUUCUUUGUCACAAGAAAACAAAUUUAAAUAGGGGAUAACUAUAGUCAAUAUUUCAUUUUAAUACAUAUAUUUAUAAAUGUGUAUUAUACAUGAACUUCACUUUUUCUUCUUUAAACAACGACUUUUCCUUAUUUUUGUUUUGUUAAAAAAAAAACCAAAUGUAUCUAAAUAUUUGUUUUCUUCAGAUUUAUUAUUAAUUGAUUAGUGUGACAACAUUAUGGAUAAUUAUUGUGGAUUUAUAAUAUAACUUUUGUUCUAUUACUAGUAAUAAGUAUCUUUGUCUGGGUCAAUUUUUUUAGUUUGCUUAAUGAAAAUAGUAAAUAUAAGUACAACAUGAAAAAUAGAUAUUUUUCUAAAAAAUGUUUAGAGAAAAAUAAAGUAAAUUUCAUUAUAAGUAUAAAAAAAAUCAAGAUCAUUUGCCCAAAAGCCUCAUAUCUGGUAGAAUUUUGUCAAUUGAUCAUCACUAUAACAUCAUUAUGAGUUGACAAUUCUUGCAGGAGUUAUGCAACUUUGACCAUAUGUUGUCAAUUGUAAAAUAAGGACACCUUAUGAAUGCAACUCCUCUGAAACUGUUUGACAUCGUUUUAUCCUUUGUAGGAUUUUUGCCAUCAUGUUCAGUUAACCAUGUUAUACUGGCAUUUUGAUAUGACCUUUCUAGCAAGAGUUAUGGGACUUUAAAGAUUUUUUUAUUACUAUUGUAAUACAAUGUUACCUUGUGAAUGCAACUUUUCUGGGACCAUUUGACAGAAAGCUUCUAUACUUGGUAGGAUUGUUUUUCAGUAUGUGAAGUUAACCAUACUAUACUGUCAUUUAGAUUUGACAAUUUUCCUGGUAGUUAUGGGAUUUCUACUUCUUUUUUUUUUACUAUUGAAAUGCAGUGACAUCUUGUGCACUCAACUCCUCAAGGAGCCCAAUGCUUCAGAAUUGGGGGAUUGUUUGUUGUAGAAUUUAAUACAUAUUACUGACAUUUUUAUUUGACAAUUCUUGUGGACUUUUGACUAUUUUUGGAGACAUUUGCAACACCUUAUGUUUGAAUGCAAGUCCUCUGAUAUUAUAUGACACAAAGCUUUCAUACUUGGUAGAAUUGUUUGUCUUCAAGUUUAGUUAACCAUACUGUAUGAUUUGACUAUUCUUGAUGGAGUUAUGCGACUUUGCAGGUUAUAUUAACUUUUGUACCACAUUACACCUUGUGAUGGGACUUGUACUUUCUCGAUUUGUUAGACAAGAGUUUAUUUUACUUUUUUUUUUAACACAUGGACACUUUAUGCACAUAUCUCUUCUGAGAUCUUUUGCCUGAAAGCUUUCAUACUUUGUAGGAUUGUUUGUCAUCAUGUGAAGUUGAUUAUACUGUACAGUCAUUUUGAUUUGACAAUUUUUGCUAGAGAUAUCGGACUUUGACUAUAUUCAGCCUAUUAUAGUAUACACACACCAUGUGACUGUAUUCCACAGUUAGAAAGCUGCAACAGACUUUAACCUAUGGCAAAGCAAUCUUGAUCCUUUUUUAAAAUAUUUUCUUGUGUUCUUUUAUUUCCAACUUAUUUUUCUUUUUUGCUUCUUGAUUCCCCCUUCAAUUGAUAAUCCCAAAUUGGUUUUCUUUUGCACAAGGAUAUUUUUUUUUUGCUCUGUGUUACUUAAUAAUAGACAAAAAAAUCUGUUCAUGAACCAUGAUAUAAAAAAAACUGUGCAAUACAAGAAAAGGUGCUGCAAGGAUAUUUAUAAAAUUCCUAUUGCAAAUUCCUGAAUCUAUGCUGUUCUGUGUCAGUUUAUACUUUAAUUAUUAUUAAUUGUUGAUAAUAAAGAGUCAUCAGUCAUAA
This is a messenger RNA of Mytilus californianus (California mussel), 8581 nucleotides long. RefSeq names its product TBC1 domain family member 5-like. Bases 148 to 2778 code for a protein of 876 amino acids. The transcript has 21 exons. Gene Ontology annotation, molecular function: GTPase activator activity. The record is from RefSeq and is a predicted model, not a curated record. Gene Ontology annotation, biological process: activation of GTPase activity. NCBI's taxonomy places the organism in Eukaryota, Metazoa, Mollusca, Bivalvia, Mytilida, Mytilidae.